ACCUGAGGGGACUUUAUCCAUCUUCUUGCGGCAUCGCUGGCGCUCAGGGACGACCAAAGAGCAGAUUGAGCAAAUGGUAGCAAUCGCUUAUGGAACGCUUCGGUGAUGCCGAAUCCCAGGAUUGCGAAAAUCCCGCUGUUGCUCGUGCCCGUGCUCGUCACGUAGAACCAGCAGGGAGGCAGCAGAGAAGAAGAUGCUCUUCUUCGCUCUCAGGGAACUCCGACAGACGGACUUGACGGAAUCGAAUGGUUGGUCACACAGGCGCCACACUGUACUCGCCAAAUGGCAGCUUGGCUCCGAUUUCCUCAUUGCAGUUGCUUAUUUCUCGAUCCCUCUUGAGCUGGUCUACUUUCUCAUCAAAUCCCAGGUUCGUGUGGUGCUCCCCUUCCGCUGGGUGAUUGCUCUUUUUGGUCUUUUCAUUGUCCUGUGCGGUAUCACACACUUGCUAACGCUAUGGAACUUCUACGUGAACUCGGAAGCGGCGCAUAUUGGCAUGACGAUUGCCAAAGUGGUCACAGCAACUGUCUCGUGCCUAACUGCCGUACUCUUGAUCUGGGUCAUCCCGGAGUUACUUGAUGUAAAGAAGAGAGAGGAGUUUUAUACGCAAAAGACUGCAGAACUGGACGUUGAGGUGGGAAAUAUCAAGAAAGAUCAGCAAGUCCUCAAGCAUGUCCGAAUGCUCACUGAUGAGAUCCGAAGCUCGCUGGAUCGCCACAAGAUUCUAAGCACGACGAUGAUAGAGCUGUCGCACACCCUCGAGCUGGAAAGCUGCAACAUUUGGAUGCCCAGGGCGAGUGCCAACGUUCUGGAGCUUGCGCACAAGCUUGGAGCGCAGGACACUUUUGCUCCGCCUGAAAUUCCCCUCUCGACCAGCCUCGUUGACCUGUUCCCUGCUCUUGAUUCACAGGUCUUUAGCAACAAUGGUGCGGUUGUGGUGCCAUCCAAGGCACUGGGCCCGCUAGCGGGAGCUGGCCAGACGAGUUUCAACCAUGGUAGCGUGGUGGCUAUCAGAAUCCCGUUGUUGGCCAGCAGCGGCUGCGUUAGUCAUCCUGACAAGGAAUGCUACGCUCUCAUGGUCCUGUCCUUUCCAAAAAACCUUCAAAAGGCAUGGGGUGACCACGAGCUUGAGCUCGUCGAGGCUGUUGCUGAUCAGGUUGCAGUUGCCUUGUCCCAUGCUGCUGUAGUCGAGGAAACGUUGAAAGUGCAAGAUCAGCUCAUCGAGCAGAACCUGGCCCUGCAGAAGGCCAAAAAGGAAGCCGAGUCUGCAGUUCUGGCCCGCAACGAGUUUCUGGUUGUAAUGAACCACGAGAUGCGGACUCCCAUGCAUGCCAUCAUCGCGCUCUCCUCCUUGCUCCUCGACUCGGGCCUCACGUCCGACCAGCAGUCCAUGGUGGAGACCAUAUCCAAGAGUGGCAGCCUGCUAUCCACGUUGAUCAACGAUGUGCUCGACUUCUCCAGGCUCGAAGCUGGGAGUCUGAUGCUAGAUAUCCAACCAUUCAAGGUGGCCAAGCUGUUGGACGAUGCAGAGAGGCUCGUCUCGCCGUUGGCGGUGGCUAAACAUCUUCCAUUCGCUCUCAAGAGGAUGGGAUUCCUUCCGGACACUGUCAUGGGAGACAGCACUCGAAUUCUACAGGUUCUUCUCAAUGUGGUUGGGAAUGCCAUUAAAUUCACCGCUCAGGGCCACGUCCACUUGACAGUGUUUGCGAGCAAGGCUCCGGACGCCCAGGUAUCACACGAGCCAGCAUCACCAGGAAGGUGCAUGACGCAAAGGUACAUUCAUUUUGAGGUUGAGGACACCGGAAUCGGCAUCAGAGCUACUGAUCUCCCCCGUUUGUUCAACAAGUUCGUUCAGGCGGAUAGUAGCACGUCCCGCAAGUAUGGUGGAUCCGGGCUGGGGCUCGCGAUCUCCAAAAAGUUUGUCGAGCUGAUGAAUGGCAGCAUUUCCAUCACCUCUGAAGGCUUGGACAAAGGCAGUACGUGCCGCUUCUAUGUGCGAGUCUCGGUUGUCUCCGAGAUGGAGCAAGUUCAUAUGAUCCUGUCACCAAAGGCCCCGGGAGAUAAUUUCCAUAGCUUGAAGGUAUUUGAGUCCCUUCUAACUCGGACAUUCUUCAAUGACCGUGCGGGCUUUCAGAUCCUGGCUGUGGACGACAAUGCCGUCAACAGGACAGUGAUUCGCAGGCUGCUUAACAAUCUUGGAUGCAAAUCGACUGUGGUGGAAUCCGGGGAAACUUGCCUCAAAACUCUUGCGGCAGAAGGACCUUCGGCGUAUAGCAUUGUCCUCGUCGACUUGUGCAUGCCAGAGAUGGACGGAUACGAACUAACAGCAGAGAUCCAGAAGCUAUAUCCAAGAGAAGGGCUUCACAUUGUGGCUUUGACUGCAAACACCGACGAUAGCACCCGCGAGAAGUGUUUGAGCCUGGGAAUGAAGGCCGUGCUCACCAAGCCAGUAUCUCUGAAGGCACUAAGGAACGAGCUCAAGAGGAUUUUGUGAGCUGAAGCAAAG
This is a messenger RNA of Selaginella moellendorffii, 2503 nucleotides long. Its product is annotated as ethylene receptor 2. The record is from RefSeq and is a predicted model, not a curated record. Gene Ontology annotation, biological process: phosphorelay signal transduction system; phosphorylation. NCBI's taxonomy places the organism in Eukaryota, Viridiplantae, Streptophyta, Lycopodiopsida, Selaginellales, Selaginellaceae. Gene Ontology annotation, molecular function: ethylene receptor activity; ethylene binding; protein binding. Bases 194 to 2491 code for a protein of 765 amino acids. The transcript has 8 exons. Gene Ontology annotation, cellular component: endoplasmic reticulum.